This is a messenger RNA of Ziziphus jujuba (common jujube), 1539 nucleotides long. Its product is annotated as protein RAE1. The transcript has 12 exons. The record is from RefSeq and is a predicted model, not a curated record. Gene Ontology annotation, cellular component: nuclear pore. Bases 163 to 1212 code for a protein of 349 amino acids. Gene Ontology annotation, biological process: RNA export from nucleus; transcription-dependent tethering of RNA polymerase II gene DNA at nuclear periphery. Lineage: Eukaryota; Viridiplantae; Streptophyta; Magnoliopsida; Rosales; Rhamnaceae. Gene Ontology annotation, molecular function: ubiquitin binding; RNA binding.
UGAUUUAGUAACGAGGAAAUUGAGCAAGACUGCUUAAAGAGUAAGCUGGACGACCCACCGCAACAAUAUAAAUGUCAUCUCCUUUCUCGCCCUUUCCCUCUCCUAACUUCCCCUUUCAUUUUGAACUUACAACUUCUCUUUCUAUCUGGUUUGUGAGUUACAAUGUCGACUUUCGGAACCGCCACGCCUGGGAAUCCCAACCCUAAUAAUUCAAUUGAGGUUGCCCAACCUCCUAGUGAUUCUGUUUCAAGCCUUAGUUUUAGUCCCAAGGCCAAUUACCUCGUUGCUACCUCAUGGGACAAUCAGGUACGGUGUUGGGAGAUUAUGCGGAGUGGGAAUGCUGUUGGCAGUACACCCAAGGCUUCAAUAUCUCAUGACCAUCCAGUUUUGUGCUCUGCUUGGAAGGACGAUGGGACAACUGUCUUCUCUGGAGGCUGUGAUAAGCAGGCGAAGAUGUGGCCUUUACUGUCUGGCGGUCAACCAAUGACAGUUGCCAUGCAUGAUGCACCCAUCAAAGAACUUGCUUGGAUCCCAGAGAUGAAUCUUUUGGUCACAGGAAGCUGGGAUAAGACCAUGAAGUAUUGGGAUACUAGACAACCAAAUGCUGUUCAUACUCAAGUACUUCCUGAUCGCUGUUAUGCAUUAACAGUUAGAUACCCGCUGAUGGUUGUUGGCACUGCAGAUAGGAGUCUUGUAGUCUUUAACUUGCAAAACCCACAGACUGAAUUCAAGAGAAUCACUUCGCCACUGAAGUAUCAGACCAGAUGUGUUGCUGCUUUUCCUGAUCAGCAGGGUUUCUUGGUUGGAUCAAUAGAGGGAAGGGUUGGCGUGCAUCAUCUAGAUGAUUCACAACAAAGUAAAAACUUCACUUUCAAAUGUCACAGAGAUGGCACUGAAAUAUACUCUGUCAACUCUUUGAACUUCCAUCCUGUGCAUCACACUUUUGCAACUGCUGGAUCUGAUGGUGCCUUUAAUUUCUGGGAUAAAGACAGUAAACAGAGGCUCAAGGCUAUGUCAAGGUGCAGUCAACCAAUACCUUGCAGUGCGUUCAACAAUGAUGGUUCGAUAUUUGCAUACUCAGUGUGUUAUGAUUGGAGCAAGGGUGCAGAAAAUCACAAUCCAGCAAGUGCAAAGAACUAUAUUUUCCUGCACUUGCCACAGGAAAGUGAGGUUAAAGGCAAGCCAAGAGUUGGUACUAGUGGGAGAAAGUGAAGUUGAUGGUUUUGAUAUCACCAGUAGAUUUGAUUUGAUUUUAAUUUUGGUGUGUAUGCAUGGAUAGAAAAUGUUUUCCCCUUUGCCAGUUAGAGAUUAAUAGGACGAGGGUUCUUGUUCUUAGACAGAAACUUUAGGUAAAUGGACUUUGGUCAUUGUGUUUAUAUCCCAUUUGUGAUGUUUUCGGCCACAAAGUUUCAUGUUUCACCUUCAUGUGCAUAGAGUCCAUUUGAUUUACCACUCAAGUUCUGUUUUUCAGAUUCAUAUUUCUCUCCAAGUUAGAGUGAUAUUCUUAUUAAUUUAUUAUGUUUUGAGAAGUUGCUAAUA